GAAACAAGGGUUAUGCUUUUCAGUUUCGUGUUAAAAGUUGUAUUUUGAAAUGUGUGGACUGGCAAUGUUUAUGCUAAUGUAAUGCUAGGAAAUCCUAAGGCUAUAGGAUAAUAAUAAUAAUAUCAUCAUGACGGAGAUUCUGUGUAGAUGGCUAAAUUCUGAGCUGAAAAUUUCGCAGCCAGUUGAUCAGAAGAAUUUUUCUGAGCAGUUUGCAAGCGGCUAUCUGAUUGGUGAGGUACUUAAGAAGUACAACCUUCAAGAUGACUUCCAAUCCUUCUCGCAGUCAAGGACUGCGGACUCCAAGCUCAAUAAUUUUACCCGCCUGGAGCCUACCUUACACCUGUUGGAGGUGCCCUUUGACACCAACACCGCCCACGGCGUCAUGCAAGAAGAACCAGGUGAGGCUACUCGCCUCAUGUAUCAGCUUUACGUAGCCCUGAACAACAAGAAGCAAUCCAGCUUGACCGGUGUGGCGAUGGAGACCAUGCGUGCCCGGGCACCGGUGAAGCUGGAGAGCCUUGAGCGAGGGCCUUAUAGAGAGCGUCUGAAGAUACUUACCCCUCGUCAGACAGAUCUGAAUCUGGAUCAACUGGUGGAGAAGUUUCGCGACCGCAAGCGUCAACAUCUGGACGUGGAGUUCCGUACUAAGUAUGAGGAGGAGGAGAAGCGUCGUCAGUGGCAGCAAGACCAACGUCUGAUGGAGCUCCAGAAAGCGUCAGAUGCUAGGAGGAGACAGACUGAACUUGUGGCCAGGAUCAAGGCUGCCACUGUUGAGAUGCCCAAGCCACCACCCAACAAGACACUAAAGGCAAUCACUGCUCGACGUGACAUGGUCUUGAAGAGGGAAGCAUAUGAGAUGAGGAGACAGAUUGCCGAGUUUGAGAACCAGAUGAAUCGCUCCUUAAACAUGACUCAGGAGGACAGAGAUGCUGAUGAAGAAGUGGCAACUUAUCUGCGAGAGCAAGAGAAGGAAAAAAACAAGCCAGAGUUGGUGCAAUUAAUAAAGCCUGCUUCCAAUGAUCAGUACAUCAAUAAGAUCAGAAAACGUCUUCAAGAGGAUGCCACUGCACGUCAGGAACGAGAGAAGAGAAGACGCAAGGUGCUGGUCGAUCAACUCAAGGCGCAUGAUGCUCAAGAGGAAGCACGUAGAGAAGAGCUUCUGGUGAACCGUCUGAUGCGUCAAUCGCAGCAGGAGCGACGCAUUGCAACCCAGCUGCUGCAGUUACGCCACGAGAAGGCGGUGAUCUGUCAAAAUCGCAUCUUCAGGGAGCAGCAGUAUGAGGAGAGACGGCAGAAGGACUUCCAGGAGGCCAUGGACAGGGAGGCUGAGCUGGCUCGUCUAGCCAAGCUUGAGUACAUCGAGCAGACUAAAAGAGACAAAGAACUCCACGAUAAGAUUGCAGAGGAUCGAGCCGAGGCCAAGUACAGGAAACGUUAUAACAUCUGCAGGGAUAUCCUACUGGAUGUGGUGGACUUUGCCUGUAAGGUCGGCAAGUACAGGGAGCUCACUGAGAAGCAACUUCCUGCAAAGCUGAUGAGAGAAUGGAAACUACUCUUCACGUCUGGCAAACCACUAUAUGAGCAAACUAUUGAACCGAAGGAAGAGGAACCAGUGCAGUCUGAAGAGGACCAGCUAAUAGAAAAAGAACGUCAAGUGCUACUUGAUGAAGGUGACUUCCUCGAGUACAGGAGCAUGAUUGGUGAGUGGCAGCCGCCUCCUGAUUGUGAUAUCGCAGGUCCUCAGAAGAACAAUGCGGUACUCGGUCACAUCUUGGCUCGGAUCUUCAGUAUCGUCUCUCCACCCACGCCACCCCCAGUGGCUCCAGAAAUCCCACCCUUCCCAGUCAAGGCUUGCUUCCUCGGCAAAGCAUUCACUGGAAAAUCAUCUGUGGCUGCCAGUUUGGCUGAUGAGCAUGGCUUAGCUGUUCUGGACGUUGAUGAGCUUGUCCGAGAUGCAGUAGAUGCGUACAAGGCAGGAGAAGUCAUGGAGAUACCACCUCCAGCUCUCCUGGAGGGGGAACCAGUGGAGGGGGCAGAGGGAGAACCACAACCAGUAGUGAACAUCUCAUCAAGCAAUGAGCUCGCCUCUGGGCAGCCCAGCACCCUUGGAGAUGUCACUGUGAUACCAGCCACUCCUAACUCCAUGAUUCCAAGCUUAGAUACCAAAGAAAAAGUUGAUGAAGAGAAAUCGGAGGUGAGCCGAGAUGGAGCCCCAGUGACUGAGAAACUCAAGGAGGCGGAAGCCAGUGAUGUUAAGGGUAGCGGCAAGAAACCACCCAGCCCAACCAAGAAGAAGGGACCGCCCAAACCAGAGCCGACUGCCCGUGCCAAGCUCGGCAAGCUGGCCUCCAAGUUCCUUCGCAAAGGUCAACCAGUCAAAGAUGAGCUUCUAGUUGAGAUCAUGGUUGAGGCUGUCAAACGCACCCAAGAGGAGCACGGUUGGAUCAUGGACGGCUUCCCAUCCACCAUAGCCCAGGCCAAGCUCUUGGAGAAAGCCUUGAGUGGUUACGACGCCAACGCCAAGCCGUCCCGAGCUAAGCUGAGGCAGAGUCGUCUUGCCCUUGACCCUAACCCACCCAAGGAUCCUCCGCCACCAGUCAGUGGUAUUGACCUCGUUGUGCUGUUUGAAGCCCCGGAUGAACUGGUGUUGAAAAGAGCUGCAGGACGUACAUAUGCGAGUCAAUCAGGGGAGCAGUACCAACAGGAGUUUAGACCCCCUCCAGAUGGCAGCUGCACCGGGGUCGGCAAACAAGAGAAAGUCUCAGCUGUGAAGGAUGCAGCUCACGAUCAAGAACAGAUUCAACAUCGACUUACAGGCUUCCAGGACUCUUGGAAGAAGUUAGAGAAGUGGUUUGGAGGUUUUGGAAUCUUACGCAAAGCGGACGUCGCUUCUGAGCAGGAGGAUGCUUAUAAGACGGUAGAGGAGAUCAUGAUUGAGACAAAAGAAAAGAUCGAGAAAGCAAAGGAAGAGGCAGACAAGAGUGAGGAGGAUCUUCUGAAAGCUGCCACCGAGGGCAGUAUAGCGGGGACAGUAUCAGAAGCCCCUACGACCCAACCCACUGAAGGCAUGGACUCGAUGGCCACACUGCCUGGUGAUGCGCAGCCUGGCGAUGGCCUCCAGUCUGAAGCUGGUAAGGACUCUAUACCCACUGUAGCACCAGGCUCUCCCAAAGGUUCUCGAGCAGGCUCAGCCAAGCGUAGCGGGUCAGCGAAACGAGGUUCCCCAAAGCGAGGUAACUCCCCCAAGCGAGGUGAAUCCCCCAAACGGGAUAAAUCACCCAAGGGGAAGAGGGACAGAGAGAAGAAGAAGGAAGGCUCCCGAUCGGGGAGUGCCAAGAGAUCACCAUCGGGGGGGAAAGGAAAGAGAGGCAAAUCAGGUUCACCGAAACGAGGCAAGUCGGGGCGUAAGUCGCCUAAGAGAGAACCCACCCCUGAGCCUGAGCCUGAACCUGAGCCCCCAGUACCCACUGGCCCCCCUCCACCCCAGCCAGGAUCUGAUGACUGGGUAUAUGUGGAUGAACCUAUUGAUGAGGCACUGGCAUGUGUCCUAGCUCCCCACUGGGAGAACACUGAGUCUACGUACGUCGCCAGCACCAAGCACAUCUUCCAUAACAUCCGUGAGGAACGUGAGAACAUCUACCAGUACUUCUACAAGGUGCGGCGCGAUUUUGAAGAGUACCUACGCCGUCCAGACGGCAAGCAGGAGUUUCUGGCCGCCUGGCAGCAAGAAUACAACGACAUCGCUGAGGAUAUGCGAGAUGAUGAGGAGACGAGGUCCGAGCUUCACCAGAGGGUCAUGGAUCUCAAAGAGCAACUGUGGGAGAUGUCUGACAGCCGGAAAAUUGAUGCAGAGACUGAACGAACAGCUGUCAUGGAGGAAGGGUGGCUGGAGGAUAGACUAGGUCUCCUGACCAACCAUUUCCUCACCCUCAUGCAGUGCGAGACAGAUCGCUACCAAGACACUCUACGCCUCUUGAAGGAUUACUACCAGGGUAUGGAGGGCAAGAUCCCAGAAGAAUUUGACACCAGCUUCGUCCGUAUCCCGCUCAUCGAUCUGUCUACGGCCACGGAGAGGCCAAGCUCGGCACCGGCCAGCGCCGUGGCCAGCGAGACGGUGGUCACCAGGGCCAUCACACCGACGACGCCGUCUGCCAAGGGGAAAAAAGGAAAGGAACCUCCACCGGAGGAGGUGAAGGACGAGGCGGAUGAGGAGAAACCAAAAAUUCCUCUUGUCCCUCGACGCCCAACAUCCACCGAGGGCUUCUUCCCGAGUCAGACUCAAGCGGGCAAGGCUGAGAAGGGAAGCAAGAGUAGAGCAGGCAAGAAGGAGAAAGAGAAAGCCGUCCCUGCAACUAGCCUGGAAGAGACUCAAGAGAGUCCUCCACCACCUACAGAUGCUGAUGAAAAGUUGAUCUUUGAUGCCUUCCAGUUUGGGAUGAUGAAAAUAACAGAAAUGACUGCUGCAGAACUCGCUGCUCGGGAUGCCGAAGACGAAGCGGAAAAGAUCCGCGAGGCCGAGAAGGACAAGGAGAAGGACAAGGGUAAUGCCAAGAAGCCCGCUAAGAAACGAAGCAAGAGUAAGUCACCAUCUGGCAAGAAAUCCCCGGCUGGUGGCAAGAAAUCCCCCAGUGGCAAGAAGUCACCGGUUGGGAAGAAGUCGCCCAAGAAGGGGAAGAAGACGGCCACGCCUACCCCACCACCGACACCACCUCCUGCAACCGAGGAUACUCCGGAGGAACGAGCUAAGAAGGAAUUAAGAGACAGGAUGAAGCAGGAAUACCUAGCAGCCAUCUCACAUGAAGAGAGUGGUCUGAAGACGAGGAUGGAGCUGACAAAGAUCCACGCUAUUGCCGUCCUUCAGGAGCUUAAAGCCAAGUCUGAAGAGGUGUACAAGGAUAUGGAUGACUGGCUGGGCGCUCGCUUCCAACAGGAAAUGGGCAGCAUUGACACUGUGACAGAAGUUCUUGGUGAGAACAUCGAGAAGAAACAGAAAAUCCAGCCGGAGCUAGUCUCCUUUCAAGAUGAAUUCCUUAUCAACAAGGAAGUGAAAGUGUUCCGUACACCAAGCCCUCCACCGAGGCCCUCCCCUAUUGAGAUUGCUUUACCAGACACAUUCACUGUGGAUCAGAUGAAGUUAUUGUAUCAACAGUUUGUUCGCUCAGCACCUUCUGGCUUCAUCUCUAACAAGGGAUUUGUGGAUACUCUGUCUGACUUGACUGCAUUGACGCAUGGAACAGAGGCCCUGCCUGAUCAAUGGAUGAGCCUAAAUCUCAACCAGUUGGAGCAGCUAGCCACCAUCCUGUCCCCAGAUUCUGAGUAUAUCGACUGGCGCACAUUCAUGCUACAGAUUGCUCAGCCUUUUACCCAACCCUCCCAGGCACAACUUCUUGUUACUCUACAAUGCUUCAAGAAAGUUGACUCUCUAGGCUUGGGAACGUUGACCAGGGAGCAGUUUGAUCAGGUGCCUCUGUGGUACACAUCAGACCCAAGACCUCCAACGCCUGAAGAUCCAAGUAUACCUCUACCGUUUGACAGGACUGCACAUGUGCAGAGAAUGUUCUUUGAUAUCUUUGCUGACUCUACCUUAAUGCCCCCUGUGCUGGAUUAUACUAACAUGCUCCUGUACUUCAGCAUUGAUCAAGACGCUCUGAAUGGAUUCUUCAGAGCUCUGAGUGUGGUAUCUGGAAAGCACAUGCCCCGCCCACAACUAGAGGAGGCUGAGCCGACUGAGAAACAGCUGGACCAACUCAGCGUCAUGAAAGAGGUUGUUGAGGUUUUGGCAGGUCAAGAAGUGAGGCUUCAAGACAAGAAAGUUGAGCCUAGCCUGGGCCCGCCUGAAGAAGGUAUACCACCCAGUGCUCUACAAGCCACUGUGGAUCUGAAUGCUUUAGUACAGGUUUUACACCAUGGUCAGCCAACCCUCGGUGACAGCCAUCGCUUCAGCGUGACCUCUGACCCGGAGGAUACCUUCUCCCAGGAGCGUCUAGCCAGUGUGUAUCGUGAGCUUGGGGACAACAAGCUAAGCCCGGUACCCUUCUUUAGACUCUUGGAUCAUCCCAUCAUUCAAGACUGCCUGUCAAUGUGCCACAGAUACAAGACACCGGAUCUUCGUUCUGUAUUCACCAUUCCAGUAACAACAAUUGCAAUUGAUGACGCUAACAGCAUCAUGUCCUGAGUUGGCUAAAACUCAUUUCUGUGAGGAUUUCUCUAAUUCUCAUAUUUUUGAGGAGAGUUUCAAAUUUUAUUGAGGUCUUCUGUUGUGUUUUAAUUUCUUUCACUAUUCAACCUUUCUGAUAAUUAAUUUUGUUUAAUUUUGAUAAAUCAUCAAAUUGAGUGUGUUUAAACAUCAUGGUAUAAAUGCUAGUGUUUCUGCAUCAUAGAGUUAUAAAACUGGAAGGCGAACAAAACCAAGUGACACUGCCCAACAAGAAGCGUUUUUUGGUCUUUGAGAAAUGGUGCGACCCAUCGUAUAGCACAUGUCAUGCACCAGUUCACUCAGCCAACAUUUUGUAAGGGAACAAUUGUAUGUAAUUUACCAGCAGGGAUUCAAACCCAUGGUCAGCCAGCACGGUUAAGUUAUGUGUGUAGUUAGAGUGCUCCCUCUAGUUCUUAUAUAUAACUCUAUGAUAUGAUUUGAACUGCCUUUAGCCAUCGGGCUAGCUACUUAGUGGUGAGUUAUCUGCUCUAGCAGUGCGAAGGUUAUGGGUUCCAACCCCAUCUGAAUGAUUUGGCUGUGGACUUUGUUCACAGAACUCGGGAAAGUACUGAGUAAACACACUGCCUUAUACACAUUGGGUCGGUGUAAGGGUGAAAAUUCAUUUUAUUCUAUGAUCUGUUUUGAGAUAAAGUUUUAACGAGAAUGAUUGUGUGUUUGUUUAAAGCCUAUAAUUAUUAUCCACCAAUAUGAGCUUGUGCCUUAAAUUUAAGAUAAAAUGAAAUAUUAACCUAUUUUGAAUAUUGAAAUUUUCAAUCCGUUUAUUUGCUUUUAAAAUAUUGGCAUAACUAUAAACUACCAACUAAUCAAUAUUUAACAUGACAUGAUUUAAGGAAAAAAUAUUAUAAUAAUUUGGAGAAUAUUAUUGAAAAGAUCCGUCCUCUUUCUCACAAAACCAUUCCACUGGGCAUUUUAUUCAGAAAUUCAUGAAUUUAUUAAAUGAUUCAAAUGAUAGAUUAACAUUUUUCUUAUAUGUCUGAUAUUCCAAGAAAUGUUUAUAUAUAACUAUCACAAAUGAUAACAUAUUGUAGCAUUAGAGUACUUAAAAACAUCCGUCCACUUUUGUAGUGUUUGAAUAUAAUUUGUUUGUGUUUUCUUCUUUAGAAUGGUUUGUUUGCAUAAUUGAGCUAAUUAAAUCACAAAGUCU
Asterias rubens (European starfish) is the source of this 7361-nucleotide messenger RNA. Its product is annotated as sperm flagellar protein 2-like. The coding region runs from base 128 to 6175 and encodes 2015 amino acids. Gene Ontology annotation, molecular function: protein binding. The record is from RefSeq and is a predicted model, not a curated record. NCBI's taxonomy places the organism in Eukaryota, Metazoa, Echinodermata, Asteroidea, Forcipulatida, Asteriidae. The transcript has 43 exons.